AGAAUCCUAAACCUGUGGUGAUUAUAAAGCCUGAUACACAAGUGUUCAGAGGAGAAACUGUGACUUUCAGGUGUGAAAUACAGAGAGGAAGAGACACUGAGUGGAGAUACGACUGGUUUGAGGAAAGGAAAAAUUACAUGAAUCCUUAUUAUCAGAAGCUAAAUUCACCUUAUACAACACAGGAGAUCAGCUUCAGCUUUAAAAACUAUUAUAGAGGGAAAUACACCUGCAGUGGGAGGAGACACAGUGACAAUCAGAUCUCAAAGACAAGUGAUCCUGUUACUCUCAUUGUAUCAGAAAAACCCAAACCGACUGUGAAACCUCAGAGCUUCAUCUACACUGGAGACACAGUUACUCUCAACUGUAAUCUGCAGUCUACUGGAUGGAGCUUUUCCUGGUAUAAAGAUAACCAUAAAUUACCUGAAGCCCAAAAUACCAACCCACUCAGUGUGAUAAUCUCUAAUGAAGGACAAACAACAUACUACUGCAAAGCACUCAGGGGAAACUACGAGUCAGAGUUCAGUGCUGCAGUUACAGUUACAGUUAAAGCGAGACCAAAGCCUGUAGUGAAAAUACACCCAGCUGUGAAUGUGUUCAUUGGGGAAACUGUCACUCUCACAUGUGACAUACAGACUGGAGGAUCCUGGAAGUAUCACUGGAAUAGAAGUAAUGAAGAAAUCAGAGCUGUUGCAGGAGAGAAGACCUACACAAUCACUGAUGUUAAAGACUCUAAUAAAGGUCCUUAUAGCUGUAAAGGAACUCAAUCAUCAGCCCCAAAAUACACACAGAGCAGUGAUGCAGUUACACUGACUGUAGCAGAAAAACCUGAACCUGAACUCACAUCAGAUCUUAAAGUAGCUGCACUGACAGGAAACUCAGUGACUCUGUACUGUACACUGAAGCUGCAGUCUGCUGGAUGGAAGUUUUACUGGAGCAAAGACACACAGAGCCGUGAAACUGAGACUGAAACAAAUCACUACUUGUUCAGAUCAGUCAGUGUCUCUGAUGGAGGUCAGUACUGGUGCAGAGCUGGAAGAGGAAACCCAGUCUACUACACACACUACAGUGAUGCACUCUGGGUAAAUGUUACUGUGUCUCUGAUCAUCAAUCCCAGCAGAUCUCAACACUUUACUGCUGACUCUCUCUCACUGAGCUGUGAGGACCAGAGAGACUCUACUGGAUGGACAGUGAGAAGAUAC
Messenger RNA from Silurus meridionalis, 1199 nucleotides. Its product is annotated as Fc receptor-like protein 5. Lineage: Eukaryota; Metazoa; Chordata; Actinopteri; Siluriformes; Siluridae. Gene Ontology annotation, biological process: cell surface receptor signaling pathway. Gene Ontology annotation, molecular function: transmembrane signaling receptor activity. The annotation marks the transcript as partial. The record is from RefSeq and is a predicted model, not a curated record. The transcript is spliced from 5 exons.